Molecule: messenger RNA, 1113 nt
Organism: Didymella exigua CBS 183.55
Lineage: Eukaryota; Fungi; Ascomycota; Dothideomycetes; Pleosporales; Didymellaceae
Product: alpha/beta-hydrolase
Exons: 2
Coding region: 1-1113 (370 amino acids)
Source: RefSeq, a predicted model, not a curated record
AUGGGAUCUUUCAAAGGCCUAUACUACACAUUCGGUGCUCUAGGCACCAGUAGUGCAGUCUAUCUCUUAUCUCGCCGCAAACAACCCUCGCCACCCACAAUCACUCUCCACGGCGCAGAGAACUGCAGGUACAUCCUCGACAACUCGCACUCACACACCUUCUCCCUACCCGACGGCCGUACACUCGGUUACGCAGACUACGGCGACCCAAAAGGCAAGCCGAUUUUGUACCAGCAUGGUCUUCCUGGGAGUCGCAUCGAGGCCACGCGAUAUCAUGAUCUGGGAAAAGAGUUGGGACUCAGGAUUAUUAGCAUUGACCGCCCGGGGCAUGGAUGGAGUAGUUCGUUUGAGAAGUUUGGCGUGAGGACAGUGAAGAGCUGGGCAGAGGAUAUCAAUGAGCUUACGGAGGGAUUGGGGCUCAGUGAGUAUGCGGUGAUGGGCGUCUCCGGUGGCGGCCCGUACGCGCUCUCGCUCGCGCACGGCCUUCCCGCCUCAAAGCUGAAAGUCGUAAGUUUGAUCUGCGGCAUCGGGCCCCCAGAUAUUGGCAUGUCCGGCGCCGGAUGGCCCACCUUUCUAGGCUUCAGCGUCGGCUGGCGCUAUUCGCCUCAAAUCUUUCUGCGGUGGUUCUCCCAGCUAGACAACGCCAACAGCCUCGAGCUCUCCGACGAAGAGCGUCUGCGUCUCUUUCUAUCUCCGGACCGCAUAAAGGGCAUGAGCGACUCCGAUAAAGCGUUCUUCAGCGACGAGGACGAGAUGCGCGCCUAUCUUGCUACUUCGAGAGCGAGCUAUGAGCAGGGCUUUGAUGCCAUGUGUAAGGAUGGGUAUACGAUGUGUACGGAUUGGGGGUUCAGGAUUGAGGAUGUUCGAAAGGAUCUGCCGGUUGUGUUGUGGUAUGGGAGUCAGGACAAGAACGUGCCGCCAAAUCAUGGCAGGACGAUUGCGGGGAGACUGAGGACGGAUAGUGAGCAGACUGAUGGCGAGGUGACGAACAAGGGACCGAUGGAAUGGAAGGAGAGAGUGAGGCUGAGGAUGCUGGACGAUACGCAUGCGAGUAUCAGCAUGCGGGAUAAGCGAGGGUACUUGAUGGACAUCCUGAAUGCGUGGGGAAAGUAA